AGACGUCCAAAAUUCGAAUUUCCGAAUUAUUUGUUUUGAUUUUUUUCACUUUGGAUUUGUUUUCGUUGAUUCUGCAGUUGUUUUCCUAAUUUGAUAUGGCAUUUAAUUAGAUUUUCCCUAAAUUAUGUGGAAAAAGGUUACAGGGUUAUGAUUAAGAACUUGUGAUUGCUGCGGGGAUUUUAUUUUUCGGUUAUGAUAGUGUCACUGUUAUGAUUUAUCUCGUAAAUUAGCGCGGACUGCAAUGGCGCACCGUUCCAGAACGGAGGAUCUGGAGCGCAUCUUGGCCGACGAGCGCAUCAACAUGGAUGAACUGCGUGCAGCUUGUUUUCAAGGCGUUCCCGACGAAUCUGGCCUGCGCCCAAAAUGCUGGAAAGUGAUGCUAAAUUACCUCCCACCGAAGCGUGCGGAUUGGGAAUCGACGUUAAAUCGUCAAAGGAAGCUGUACAUGCAGUGGGUGCAGGAGAUGAUUAUUUAUCCGGGCGAGCACGAGAUUCCCAGUGAUGGACGGCAGGAUAUCACGUGUGAUGAUCAUCCGCUGAAUCCCAAUCCGCAGAGUAAUUGGAGCGCGUAUUUCAAGGAUAAUGAAGUGCUCAUGCAGAUCGACAAAGACGCCAGGCGAUUAUAUCCCGACAUGUGCUUCUUCCAACGCCCCACCGACUACCCCUUCCUCAUGGCGCACAAGACGCACGCCGCCGCGGAAUACCUGCGCAAGCGCAUCGAUCACUGCGUGCUCAAGUGGUCGGCGGUGGUGAAGAACCGGUCGGGCGGGUGGAAUAUGAGCAGCGGCGGCCGGAAGCGGACCGAGUACGAGAAUCUGUCGGAGAACGAGGAGGCCCACUGGGAGGUGGUGGAGCGCAUGCUCUUCAUCUACGCCAAACUCAAUCCCGGCCAGAGCUACGUGCAGGGCAUGAACGAGAUUAUCGGGCCCAUUUAUUACACCUUUUCCACGGAUAAGGAUGCCGCCUUCCGAGAGCACGCGGAAGCUGAUACAUUUUUCUGUUUUACGAAUUUAAUGGGCGAAAUUCGGGAUCGAUUUAUUAAGCACCUGGACGAAUCAGCCAGCGGAAUCGUGAGCUCCAUGAACCGUUUGAUGGAGCUGUUAAAGCAGACGGACCGCGUUCUGUGGGCGUGGUUGGAGGAAUUGGACCUGAAACCGCAGUACUACAGCUUCCGCUGGCUGACCCUCCUCCUCAGCCAGGAAUUCGCCCUGCCGGAAGUGCUGCGCCUGUGGGACAGUCUCUUCGCCGAUCGGCAGCGCUUCGACUUCCUCCUCGACAUCUCCUGCGCCAUGAUCAUUUUAAUACGGGAUCAGCUGUUGGAUGGGGAUUUUGCAUCUUCCAUGAAAUUAUUACAGAAUUAUCCCAAUCCGGAUGUACAUAAGAUCCUCGUCAAGGCCGUCCAGCUGCGCAACGCCCGCAAACCCGCCUCCUCGUGAUAACAUUCCGUUGGACUGAGUUUUUGUUAUAUUGUUGCCAGUAUAAAUUGAAAUGAAUUUUUUAAUUGAUCUUAACCGCCUUUUGAUUUGUGUGUGGAUGGAUUGGUGAGCAACGACGGUGUGUGUGCCUCAGCGAUACGUUUCAGUGGAGUUUCCGGUUUUUACAACGAGAUUACUCGGCGCUUUCUCGUGGUGGUAAUGUGCUUCCCGAUUGGAAAUCUGCUGAAAGUGGUUUUUUUAUUAAUUUUAUUUGGUGGGUGGGCGGUUUUUGCUAACCGGGUGUCUGAUUGGUUGUUGAUUUUCUGAACCGCUCAAAAAUUCUUCCCGAUAAUACUGCAAUAAAUUCUGUGAGAUAGAA
Molecule: messenger RNA, 1793 nt
Organism: Paramacrobiotus metropolitanus
Lineage: Eukaryota; Metazoa; Tardigrada; Eutardigrada; Parachela; Macrobiotidae
Product: TBC1 domain family member 13-like
Exons: 10
Coding region: 242-1435 (397 amino acids)
Biological process (GO): activation of GTPase activity; intracellular protein transport
Molecular function (GO): GTPase activator activity
Source: RefSeq, a predicted model, not a curated record